AUGGAAGCAAUUGCACUCGUACCAACAAUAGAGGCGCUUUUAGUGCAGGAUUGCAAAGACAAGAAGAAGCAGGCUCUGGAUCUGAUAAUUAAGAACGUGGGCAUGAUUGGCUUUUUACUGAAGGACGCUCUCGCCCAUAUAAACCCAAGCGAGCACCCAGAGGAGAAAGAGCUCUUUCACUUAAUCUCGGCGAUGAUUUGUUUCUACACCCAGCAGUACAGCGAAUGUGUGCAGCACACGAUACUAUCGAAGAACGAGUGGUUCAAGGCAAACAGCAGCCACUGUGCAUCGCUUGAUCUGUACUUCCAAGAGUCUAGAAACAGAGUAAUUCGAAACUACAUCGAGACACAGAAUGAGCACACGCCAGAAAUGAAGGAGUUCAUGCACAUUCUUCUCUCUUCGGAAGAAAACAGCGGGCCCGACGGGUUCUCUCUUCUCGGUCUGCACAUCACCACAAAAAACAUAAGCUCCAUCGAAGAGUUCAUAAAAAGAAACACAAACAUUCUGUACAACGACGCACAAAUGCAGUUUCUCGUGGAGGAAGUCAAAAAGGAGAGAAUAUACUCGAAGAUUCUCCACAUCUUUGAAGACUUCUGGAAGAGCGAUGAAAACGAACGGUACUCUUCAUUCUUCUACAAAGGACUUCUCGAUUCCUAUCUCUCAAAAAAGGACGAAAAGUCGCUGAAAUACCUCCUCAACUAUCUCGCAGAUAAAAAAACAGAAACAGCUCUGUACAUCGCAUUUCUGCUGCACGACCACUCACCAGCCAUUUCGCAGGCUCUCUCUGAGGACAUAAACCACGCAUCGGUCCACUCUCUGCUCUCUGGAAAGUUCCAGUCGGCAAUGUACCAAAAGUUUCUGUCUGAAAAAAACCAGACAAACUUUGCCCUACUUGCAGAGCUGUCAAAGUCGCAGAGCUCCAAGCUCUCCAUGAACCACAUGUCUCUGAGCUUCUGCAACGGCCUUAUGAACUGCAAAACAGCAAAUGACACAUACCUGAGAAAGAAUCUUGAGUGGAUGAGACAAGCAAAGAACUGGUCAAAGUUUGUUGUAGCGUCUUCCUUUGGAAUGAUCCACACAGACAGCGAAGACCCUUUUGAAAUGCUUCGCCACUAUCUUCCCAUGGCGCCUGUGAGAGAGACAGAAAAAGACGACCCAGAAAGCGGAGGCGCACUCUUCGCUCUUGGGCUAAUUUCAGUCAACUCUCCCUCCGUUGCAGACAGCUUCCUAAGCACUUUCUUCGAUGCUGAGCUGGAGAGCAGAAGAAACCACAUUUUGCACGGUGUGUGUCUUGGCCUCGGUCUUACCCGCCUGGGAACCGAUGAUGAAGAGUGCAUUGCGCGAUUCAAGAAUGUUUUGUACGCAGAUGCAGUGACAACCUCUGAAGCAGCAGCCUAUGCCAUUGGCCUAGUGAGUGCUGGAAGAUUUAGCCACUCUUUAGCCAACGAAUUGCUAACGUAUGCAAGAGACACAGAACACGAAAAAAUUUCAAGAUCCGUGGGAGUUUCAGUUGCCCUGCAGAUGAUUUCUGCUGCUUCUUCGGAGCCAUCUGAUGAUCUUCUUAGUUUGCUUGAGGAAAUGCUCACAGACUCCAACUCCAUCCUGCGGUAUACCGGUGCACUCUCCCUCGGUGCUGCAUAUGUUGCCACAGGUGAUCUGUCCGUGGUAGGAAGGCUUUUGUCGAUCAUCAGCACAGAUGCAUCAGAAGAUGUGAAAAAAAUAGCUGUAUUUAGCAUUGGAUUGAUCCUAACCACAAAGUCAGAGACCAGCAAAGACCUCAAUCUCAGCGAAAACUCUGUGCUUUUCAAGGUUCUUGAGCCACUCGCACAGAGCCACUCAGCGUAUGUCCGAUCGGGAGUAGCUCUAGUCCUUGGAAUGUUUUUAGCAGGCUCUGGAAGCAAACAGGCUCUAGAUGUAAUUGAGCUGCUGAUGUACGAUGGAACAGCGUAUGUACGACAGCAUGCGAGCAUUGGCGCAGGAAUGAUCCUGAUGCAGGUGAAUGCAAAGGACGACCCCAUAUACAGAAGAAUAGUUGAGCACAUGCACAGCAUGACCAAAAGAAAAAGCGAAAGCGGUGCAGCGAGGUUUGGAGCACUUCUUGGCAGAUCUCUCCUGGAUGCCUGCGGUAAAAACGGAUUUGUGAGCAUUUUCGGAAUGUCUGGGGAUCUUUCCAUAAAGAGCGUAUGCGGCGCCAUUCUCUUCUCUCAGUUCUGGUACUGGUACCCCCUUGUGCCUUUCCUUACGCUCUGCAUGAAGCCCACUCUGCUUUUGGCAGUUGACACAGACCUGAAAAUAAUUAGCGAUUUCAGUGUGGAGGUAGAGGGAUCUGAGAAAGAGCACCUUAUGACAACUGUAACAACCACAGACCACAAGAAGCAAAGCAAAAAGUUUAAAAUUCUCCCCCUUGGAAAAGAAGAGGAGAAGAAAGACGAGACAGAAGAGAAAGCGCAGAUAGCUGAAAACGAGAUCGAAGAAAAGUCUCACAUUGUCAGUAACUUUGGAAGGUUUACCCCAGCACAGCAGAGAAAGUCGUGCCUUGCCGGCCUGCCUUCGGUUAUUUUCAUGCCAAAGAGCGAAAAUAAGACAGAGCCUGUGGACAUUCCGCAAGAGAUUGAAGGCUCUUCAAAAAUGGAAGAAUAA
Messenger RNA from Nematocida minor, 2640 nucleotides. RefSeq names its product 26S proteasome regulatory subunit N2. NCBI's taxonomy places the organism in Eukaryota, Fungi, Microsporidia. The transcript has a single exon. Gene Ontology annotation, cellular component: nucleus; proteasome storage granule; proteasome regulatory particle, base subcomplex. Gene Ontology annotation, biological process: proteasome-mediated ubiquitin-dependent protein catabolic process. The coding region runs from base 1 to 2640 and encodes 879 amino acids. The record is from RefSeq and is a predicted model, not a curated record.